AUGGGAGAGUGGUGGACAACCAUGCCAGGAGACACAUCUAUGGGAAACCAUGACAUCUCCAGCAUAUCACAUUUAACUAUGUCACCGUCAAGGCAGAACAACCUUGCGUCAGCGCAGCCUUUAUUCAGAAACUCCUGCAAUCUGGUGACAGUGUUUUGUACAGAUGACAAUGUUCCACAGUGCAUCUCAUACAUCAAUCAGGAGCUGUCCUCCCUGGGUCUGUCCUCAUACAUGGAGGCAAGCUCAGGAGGGAGUGCCGGCCUGAACGUGGUGCCAGCUUUGAACUGCGCCUUUGAGUUGCUGCAGAUCCACAGACGCACUAUGGUCACUUUAGAGGAGCUUGAGCGAGAGCAGCUCAAGAAGUCCAGCACUUUGGAUCACAUGCAGAUGAGUAAUUCAAGACUUCGGGAUCAGCUUGAAUUAUCAUUACGGGAGAAAUUGGGUCUCCAUGAGACUGAGAGGCAGCUCCAAUUAAAAAUCAAGACCCUUCAAAGCUGCCUGAAGACAGAGAAAGAAGAGGUUCAGAAGCUCCAGCGUAUCGUUGCUAGCCGUGCGUCACAGUACAGCCAUGACGCGAAGAGAAAAGAGAAAGAGUCGGCGAAGCUCAAGGAACGCCUCAGCCAGCUACUAGUGGACAGAAAAGAUAAGAGACUUGCUAUUGAAAUGCUGAAUUGUCUUGGACGAGCAGAUGGUAAAAGGAGCCACUGGAAGACCACCAAAGUCACAAGCGGCCAUGAAGAGCAGAUGUACAAGUCCGUGUUGCGGGACUACGAAGCCAGCCAGCGCUCACUGCUGGAGGAGAAUGCUGAGCUGAAGAAGGUCCUACAGCAGAUGAAAAAAGAAAUGAUACACAUCCUGAGUCCACGCCAAGCACCAUGUAGAGGAGGAGAUGCUGAAAAUAGCCAAGAGAUGUUGGAUGCAGAUGGGGGGGAGAAGACUGGUGACUCGAGCAGGGAAAUACUGGACCUGUCAUGUGACCAAGCGAGGGAGCAGCUCACCAACAGCAUCCGGCAGCAGUGGAGGAAACUGAGGAGCCACAUGGAGAAGUUGGACCACCAAGGUAUGCAAUUUCAAAAUCAAGUGGAAUCCGAUCGAGAGGUGAUCCCGAGGGAAACCCAUGAAGAUGAAAUGGAGAAGAUGAGGCGUGAAGUGCAGCAGUGCAAAGAGUUCAUUCACACGCAGCAGCAACUCUUACAGCAACAGCUAAACACGUCAUUUGACGAGGAGACUGCAGAGCUUCUCACUGACUGCUACACCUUGGAGGAGAAGGAGCGGCUCAAGGAGGAGUGGAGGCUCUUUGAGGAGCAGAAGCGAAACUUUGAGCGGGAAAGGAAGUACUUUACCGAGGCAGCUAUCCGCCUCGGCCGAGAGAAAAAAGUCUUUGAGGACGACCGUGCCUCUUGGCUGAAAAGUCAGUUUUUAAACAUGACGCCCUUCACCAACCGUAGUCGAUGCUCCUCGACUGAUGGUUACUCUGCUUUAUCCAUUAGAAGUGAGCCAGAGAGAAGAACGUCCUCUUCAAAAAGCCAGCUAUCCUCAAACUGCACGCCAUUCUCCACUCCUAAGCCUGCGCGGGCUCAAAACGACACUGUGCCAUCCACUGCUGAACUUUACCGGACACUCCGCCUCAUUCCAGAUUCUAGUCCCUCUGGGUUUUUAAAUGGAGGACAACGGCGAGAGGCCUGCAUCAUCCCCGAUGACGUCAGAGACUCACAAGUCAAGGCCAAAAAUCGAGUCUACAGAGAAGACUUGAGUAUAUUUUCUCUCAGGGACGAUGAGAACAGUCUAACUUAA
Nerophis lumbriciformis (worm pipefish) is the source of this 1794-nucleotide messenger RNA. The record is from RefSeq and is a predicted model, not a curated record. Lineage: Eukaryota; Metazoa; Chordata; Actinopteri; Syngnathiformes; Syngnathidae.